GAUCUGUUGCGCGUGCGUACGAGCAUAUGGUAUGUGUGUACAAUUCAUUUCGUUAAGAUCGGCCAGAAGAUCACGGGCCGUUGCACGUAACUGUUCACUACUAUUGUGCAAUUGCGCGCCCAUAAUUUUCUACAUCAACAACAAUCUUUGAUCUGAUCCGUCGUUCGUCUGACUUCUGUUGUUAACGGACUCGGCGGUAGCCGACCGAACAUAAGAGUGUACUAUACCGCUGGGGGUAAUCAGCCUCCUGUCCGAUUUUCUACUUUUCGUUUUACGGCUAAAAUGUCACACCAAACCGGAAUCAAAGCUAACGAUGCGUUAAAGAAAUUCUUCAGUAAAGCAGCGUCGGACAAAAGCAUUCGGGCGAUCAAAGUAUCCAUUGUAGACGAAGAACUUGUUUUGUCGGGUCAUGAAAAGUAUCAUAAAUCAUGGAAGGAUGAUUUUGAAAAAAUUAUAAAACAGUUUAUAUUGCCAGAAAUACCAUGUUAUUUAUUAUAUAGAUUUGAUGUUAAAAGUGAUACCAAAAACUAUGAUUGGCUUCUUAUUAGUUGGUGUCCAGAUGUAGCACCUAUUCGACAAAAGAUGUUGUAUGCAUCUACAAAAGCUACUCUCAAACAAGAAUUUGGUAGUGCUAAAAUAAAAGAGGAACUUCAUGGAACUAUUAUGCUUGAUGUUACUUUGGAUGGUUUGGAACAAAGUCAGUUGUCUCAAAAAGCACCAGCACCUUUAACAAUUCGUGAAGAAGAACUUGCUGAACUUCGAAAAGCCGAAGUUGGACAUAGUACAUCGGUAUCAAUAGAUAGUCGUUCUCAGGCAGUAUCUGGUGUUAAAUUUCCUAUGUCUGUUGCUGCAGUUACAGCACUUUCUAAAUUUGUGGACAGUUGUGAAACUAACUAUGUUCAGUUUUACAUUGAUAUAACAAAAGAGAGUAUUGAAUUGGCUACUUCAGGUAAUAUAUCAGUAUCUAAUCUUAAUGAACAAGUUCCUAUUAAUGAUGCUAGGUAUCAUCUUUAUAUGUAUCAACAUAAAAAAAAUGGUACACAAAUAAAUUCUGUCUUUUUCAUUUACUCAAUGCCUAGAUACACAUGUCCUAUAAAAGUAAGAAUGUUAUAUGCUAGUUGCAAAUCACCUUUUAUUGAAGAGUUGGAAAACCUGUAUCAGUUAAAAAUUCAUAAAAAAUUGGAAAUAGAUAACGAGGAUGUUAUUAAUGAAAAAUAUAUAUUGGAUGAACUAUAUCCAGAAAAAGAAUCUGAUAAACCGAAAUUCAGUAAACCUAAAGCACCAGGAAGAGGUGUACGAAGAAUCAUAAAAUCUAAUGAAUAGUAUUUAUUUGUUUAGUAAAUUAUAUGAAAAAUAAUGUAACCAUUAUUUUUUUCACCCUUUAGUAACUUGCCUUGUUUGUUUGGUCUUCCAUUUUAUUUUAUUAAAUUUGAAACUAAAUUUUGAACUAUUUAUAUUUAAUUAAUGUGUUAUCGAGUAUUAAU
Molecule: messenger RNA, 1484 nt
Organism: Sipha flava (yellow sugarcane aphid)
Lineage: Eukaryota; Metazoa; Arthropoda; Insecta; Hemiptera; Aphididae
Gene: twf
Product: twinfilin
Exons: 8
Coding region: 283-1323 (346 amino acids)
Biological process (GO): positive regulation of neuron projection development; barbed-end actin filament capping; actin filament depolymerization
Cellular component (GO): myofibril; cytoplasm; actin filament
Molecular function (GO): actin filament binding; actin monomer binding
Source: RefSeq, a predicted model, not a curated record